UCGCAGCGACCCUCCGCCGGCGCGGAGCAGGGUUUCCCGCCGCCCCCCCCCGCGCUCUCCCCGGCCCGGGUCCGCGCAGACAUGGCCAGCGGGGGCCUGCAGCUCCUGGGCUUCGUGCUGGCCUUCCUGGGCUGGAUCGGCAUCAUCAUCAGCACCGCCAUGCCCCAGUGGAAGAUGGCAUCCUACGCGGGGGACAACAUUGUCACGGCCCAGGCGCUCUACGAGGGGCUAUGGAUGUCGUGCGCCAUGCAGAGCACGGGGCAGAUCCAGUGCAAGGUGUAUGACUCGCUGCUCAAGCUGGAGAGCAGUCUGCAGGCCACUCGGGCUUUGAUGGUGGCUGCAAUACUCCUGGGCCUUGUUGCUGUAUUUGUUGCUGUGACUGGCAUGAAAUGCAUGAAGUGCAUGGAAGAUGACCAGGUGAAGAAGAUGCGGAUGGCUGUCUUCGGUGGGGUGAUCUUCAUCAUUGCAGGUUUGGCAGCACUGGUGGCCACGUCGUGGUACGGCAACAGAGUGGCUCGGGCCUUUUAUGACCCUUUCACCCCUGUCAACACCAGAUUUGAGUUUGGAUCAGCUCUCUUCAUAGGCUGGGCGGCUGCUUCUCUGGCCAUUCUGGGGGGAGCCUUCCUCUGCUGCUCCUGUCCACGGAGAGAAACUUCAUAUCCACCUGCCCGAGGCUAUCCAAAAAAUGCCCCCUCCACAGGGAAGGAUUAUGUAUAAUGAAACAAAGAAGAGGAGCCACCAGCACUGGUAGUGAAAGCGUUUUGGAGAGGACACUACAAUGCCACUGUCCUGAGCAGAGUUCAGAUUCUAGGUUCUGCCUUCCUCUUCUCCCCAAAAAUGUGUAUAUUUUUGUAAUCCUCUUUGCUACUGGACAUAACUUCUCCUUUCUCUCCCAGCCCAUGGAGGAAGGCUAGCCUAGGUUCAUAGGUAUUGCCACUGGAAAGAUGAAACCUCCAAGCUUGGGUUAAGUUUAGUAUUUGGGAGUAAAAGGGAAAAAUGAUACUGUUUUUUUAGAUGGAUGUUGGUGCUUUUUUUAGUUGUUUUUUUAAAAAAAUAGAUGGUAACAAUUCAGUCCCAUAUCCCAUUAAGUUAGAGCCCAGUGUGGUGUGUGUAGAAAUUAAAAGAACAUAUAUUAUAUACAAAGUGAUGAAGCCAAUAGCUUAAGGGGAAACAUAAUUUUAGGGAAAAGACUUUACAUGUAGGAAUGUUUGAAGAGAUCUAAAAUGCUCUUGUACCAUCUUAUUGGCGUCAUCUUCAGCACCCUCCUUUCUGUGCAGAUUGGCAUGACAAAGGGUCAGACACAAUUAAAUUGCUGUGACUUAACAAAUUGAAACCUGUAACUGUCCGUCUCAUGCUGUUGGCCAACAGAAGAUGCAGUGUAAGGUGGCUUGGCUUAAGUGUAUAUUGUCACUCUUUUGACAAAAUCUUCUAAGUUGACUGUAUCUGAGCAAAAGGCUGCAAAAUUGUGACUACAGAGGUUAGCAGACUCCCAAAGCAGCUGCAGGUUUCUCUGGUGCCAGGGAGGAGCUAAAAAAAAAAACAGAUGGCCUUCUGUUUUCACUGGGUGUCUCUGGUGGGGCUGUUGCUGCUGCUCAUCUUAGACAGCGGGUGCUGCCAGUGAUUGUUUCUCCAUGUUCCUACCCUAGUACCUAACCGAGCUUGAAGCUUUAUCCUCUUGUGUGUGUUACAGGCCACCUUUUAACAUACACACACAUUUUCCUCUUUCCUCGAGUCUUUCUCAUGUGGGCUUAGUUACUGAUCUCAGUUUGCUGUAUGCAGCUAAAUGUGUUAAACCAAACUGAAUGCACUGCCGCUCCCUGAUGUUUCCCCAAGGAUACCUCACAUGCUGCCAUUUGAUCCUGUCUUUUUUCCUGUAAACACUUUCAGUGAUAUGAAGGCAAAUUCCAAGGAAACUGACCCAAAGAUUAUGGCAUUUUCUUUUAAUCCAAGCUCACCAAAGAGGAAGAAACUAGCGUUUUAAAGAUAAAGCCAUCCUUGCAUAUUAAGUCAUAUCUAAAAAAAAAUGCAACUCAUCAAAGUCACUUGGUGUUUGACUUAACACUGUCUGAAGUUGGCUGGAGUCAAGUCUCAUAAUUCCUAGAAGGAUGGUACCAGUUCUCCAAAGUUCAACCUUUUUCUACAGAAGGAAACUGGUUGCUUCUGACCAGGCUUUAUAAUUGUGUAUGUGUUCAGAGGCAUCAGAUUUCUUGAUUUCCUUCUGUAGACAGGGAGAGUCUCUGGGGCUGAGGUAUGUACAACCAUGGUGUUGGUGGCUUGUAUAAGCCUUGUACAUCUGUUUGACCUGACUCUGCAACAUAAAUCAAAAUUACUAAAAGAAACCAACCAGAGCAUUUGCUUCAGGCUUGAGUUGAUGUUGGCCUGUACUUGGAGCUGGGUCAUGUGGCUUCCACUUCUCCAUGGGGAAUUGCCUGUGCACAGCAGCUGCCUCAUGAGACCUCAUCUUAGGAGGUGGCAGCUCAGGUCACAUUAAAGAGCUGCUGAAGUCUGUGCUUUUGUAUUUGCAUUAACCCUGAGCCAGGGAGCAGACGCUUGUAUUGGGAACUUGUAUAAAGCGUUUAAACAAUUUCAAUAAAUGGACUUUUUUAAGGAAAA
Messenger RNA from Gymnogyps californianus (California condor), 2613 nucleotides. RefSeq names its product claudin 1 (gene CLDN1). Lineage: Eukaryota; Metazoa; Chordata; Aves; Accipitriformes; Cathartidae. Bases 82 to 717 code for a protein of 211 amino acids. Gene Ontology annotation, cellular component: plasma membrane; bicellular tight junction. The transcript is spliced from 4 exons. Gene Ontology annotation, biological process: bicellular tight junction assembly; cell adhesion. Gene Ontology annotation, molecular function: structural molecule activity. The record is from RefSeq and is a predicted model, not a curated record.